AUGGCGACCACUGUGGAUAAGAUCAAGGACAUCGAGGCCGAGAUGGCCAAGACGCAAAAGAACAAGGCUACGAGCUACCAUUUGGGUCAAUUGAAGGCCAAGCUCGCCAAACUGAAGCGGGAGCUUCUUACACCACAGUCCAGCGGUGGUGGUGGAGGCUCUGGAUUCGACGUUGCCCGGACGGGCGUUGCUAGUGUUGGGUUUAUAGGCUUUCCAUCCGUUGGCAAGAGUACGCUCAUGAGUAAAUUGACGGGGCAAUUUUCAGAAGCGGCUGCAUACGAGUUCACUACCCUGACCACUGUACCUGGCCAAGUCCAAUACAACGGCGCUGCUAUUCAAAUGCUCGAUCUCCCGGGUAUCAUCCAAGGAGCCAAGGACGGCAAAGGUCGAGGUCGUCAGGUCAUUGCUGUUGCCAAGACGUGCCAUCUUAUUUUCAUUGUCCUCGACGUCAACAAACCCCUCACUGACAAAAGAGUCAUCGAGAACGAGCUAGAGGGUUUCGGUAUCCGAAUCAACAAGGAUCCGCCAAACAUUGUCUUCAAGAAGAAAGACAAGGGUGGCGUCAGCGUCACGAACACGGUCCCGUUGACCCAUAUCAGCCAUGAGGAAAUCAAGGCAGUGAUGGGCGAGUACAAGAUCUCAUCCGCUGAUAUUGCCAUUCGCUGCGAUGCCGAGAUCGAUGACCUGAUUGAUAUUUUGGAGGCGAAGAGCAGGAGCUAUAUCCCUGUGAUAUAUGCCCUCAACAAGAUCGACUCCAUAUCGAUCGAGGAGCUCGACCUAAUAUACAGGAUCCCCAACGCGUGUCCCAUCAGCGCUGAGCACGGCUGGAAUGUCGACGAGCUGUUGCAGCAAAUGUGGGAGAAGCUUCAGCUCCGGCGUAUCUAUACGAAGCCGAAAGGCAAGUCUCCGGACUAUAACACGCCUGUCGUAUUGAGGAAGAACGCUUGUAGCGUCGAGGAUUUUUGCAAUGCUAUUCACAAGACUAUCGUGGAGCAGUUCAAGCACGCGAUCGUGUAUGGACAGUCGGUGAAGCAUCAGCCGCAGAGGGUGGGACUAUCCCACGAGCUUGCCGAUGAGGAUAUCAUCACGAUCAUAAAACGAUAA
This is a messenger RNA of Letharia columbiana, 1104 nucleotides long. RefSeq lists its product as uncharacterized. Gene Ontology annotation, molecular function: GTP binding; GTPase activity. Gene Ontology annotation, cellular component: cytoplasm. The transcript has 7 exons. Gene Ontology annotation, biological process: cytoplasmic translation. The coding region runs from base 1 to 1104 and encodes 367 amino acids. The record is from RefSeq and is a predicted model, not a curated record. Lineage: Eukaryota; Fungi; Ascomycota; Lecanoromycetes; Lecanorales; Parmeliaceae.